UGUUUUUUAAUGGCUCUGUCAUGUCUGUGGUCUUCAUUAAUGGCCUCCUCCGACACCCUCUCCUUGGCGGUUUGGUGCAUGCCGUAGCCCAGGAGGAGCUAGUAGAAGUAGAAGUAGCCCCUGAGGCGGAGGCCCAGGUAGAAGCAGAGCCAGAGGUAGAGCCUGAACCUGAGGUAGAGCCUGAACCAGAGCCUCGUGAGGAGGAAGACGACUAUGAAGAGGAAGUGGAGGAGGGAGAUCAAGAUGAAGAGAAGCCAAAGUUCAAGCCAACUGCUCCAAAGAUCCCAGAUGGGGAAAAGGUUGACUUUGAUGACAUCCAGAAGAAACGUCAAAACAAAGACCUUGUUGAGCUCCAGUCGCUGAUUGAUGCUCACUUUGAGUGCAGAAAGAAGGAGGAAGAGGAGUUAAUUGCACUCAAAGAAAGAAUUGAGAAGCGUCGAGCUGAACGGUCAGAGCAGCAAAGGAUUCGAGCUGAGAAGGAUAAGGAGCGCCAAGCUAGACGGGAGGCAGAGAGGAUAAGAAAGGAGGAGGCCGAUGCCCACAGGAAGGCUGAAGAUGAAGCCAAGAAGAAGAUUGCUCUCUCUAAUAUGGGAUCAGGCUUCACCAGCCACCUCCAGAGGGUGGAAACAAAGAGAGGAAAGAGGCAGACCGAGAGAGAAAAGAAGAAGAAGAUCCUGGCAGAGAGAUGCCAACCCCUGGACAUCGACGGUUUGAGUGACGACAACCUGAGGGAAACAGCAAGGGAGAUGCAGGAGUGGUUGCACAGCCUGGAGGAGAUUAAAUAUGACCACUUAGAGAAGCUCAAGAGACAGCGAUAUGAGGUGAUCUCUCUCAGAAAUCGCAUCGAUGAGCUGCAAAAACAUAGCAAGAAGGGAGCCGCCACACGCCGCCGCAGAAAGUGAGGAAGUAAGGUCUGCUUCAGUCAGGCCGGAUAGGUAACAUCGUUGCCCACGCUGCGACCACCACAACCACGAGAAACUUGCAGUACGGACAUCUUACUGCCUCUGCUUAGUGAAACUGUUUUCUGGAUGGAUUUACCUCCACUCAAUACAUCAAACGUUCAUCAUUGUGUUUGUAUAAAGAUGGUGUGACUGUCCAGAAAAAUAAAUGCUGCAUCUGAAAUAAUUCA
Messenger RNA from Syngnathus typhle (broad-nosed pipefish), 1129 nucleotides. Its product is annotated as troponin T, fast skeletal muscle-like. The transcript has 12 exons. The coding region runs from base 21 to 902 and encodes 293 amino acids. Gene Ontology annotation, molecular function: troponin C binding; troponin I binding; tropomyosin binding. Lineage: Eukaryota; Metazoa; Chordata; Actinopteri; Syngnathiformes; Syngnathidae. Gene Ontology annotation, cellular component: troponin complex. The record is from RefSeq and is a predicted model, not a curated record. Gene Ontology annotation, biological process: muscle contraction; sarcomere organization; regulation of muscle contraction.